AUGUCAACGCUUGCAAACAAUAGUUGUGUGAAUUUUUUAUUUUUCGGUCCCCCGGGGUCUGGAAAAACUUCAGCCGCCUUAGCUCUAGCAAAAUCCAUGUUUGGAAAUGAUUGGAAAAAAAACACUUUAGAGUUGAAUGCGUCAGAUGAUCGUGGAAUUUCUGCUGUACGUACAAGAAUAAAGCCUUGGAGCCAGUACGUCUCCAAACAAGAUGAGAAUUCUGACGAAACUCAGCGAAUGUCUAAACUGAUCAUACUAGAUGAAGCGGAUAUGAUGACAUUCGACGCUCAAGCUGCGUUGCGCAGAGUGAUUGAAGAUUACAAUGGCAAAAGCAGUUUCAUAAUAAUUUGUAACUACUUAAAUAAAAUAAUCGAACCUAUUAUUUCGAGAUGUGUUGUAUGUAAGUUUAACCCAAUAUCGCUAACUGAUCAUAUUUCGCACUUAAACAGCAUUUGCGCUGCUGAAGGCGUAAAUGUCGACUCAGAUAAAUUAAAAUUAAUUGUUACCUUAACUAAUGGAGACAUAAGAGCUUCGAUGAAUUUGUUACAGUGCGCACAUGCAAUUUAUGGAAACAACGUUAGUAAUGUAUGUUCAAAACGAUAA
Molecule: messenger RNA, 603 nt
Organism: Dermatophagoides pteronyssinus (European house dust mite)
Lineage: Eukaryota; Metazoa; Arthropoda; Arachnida; Sarcoptiformes; Pyroglyphidae
Product: replication factor C subunit 4-like
Source: RefSeq, a predicted model, not a curated record